Messenger RNA from Trametes versicolor FP-101664 SS1, 1906 nucleotides. RefSeq lists its product as uncharacterized. Bases 432 to 1565 code for a protein of 377 amino acids. The record is from RefSeq and is a predicted model, not a curated record. The transcript has 4 exons. NCBI's taxonomy places the organism in Eukaryota, Fungi, Basidiomycota, Agaricomycetes, Polyporales, Polyporaceae.
GGAUCGUCGAGCAAUGUGGCGUGGACCUACACCGAUCAACAGAGAUCAACAGGCGGGAGGAUCAGGUGAUUUGUGGCGAGGCGCCGGGCGAGCACGCGGGCCGGUUAUGGAAGGGGCGUGGAGAGCAGGAUGCCUCGUGGCGGAGGCGAGGCGAGACUAUAUUGCGCCCCCGCAGAUGAGCUCGCCGUUCCCUUCUCCUCGUUCGCCUCCUCCCUGGCAAGCGCUUCUCUGCGAGGGGCCCCUCCGGUCCAUAAGUGCUCGGAGCGAGGUGCGUCGGGGUCCUCGUCCUCUUCCGUUCCCGCCACGGACGCCCAGUGUCUGGCCACAACCUUGUACACGAUCUCUUUACGACCCUCCACGACUGGUCUCCCCUCUACCUCGGCUCGACCAGUGACCCUCUAGCUGCCUCUGCCACGUCUAGUACUGUCACUAUGGGUCUGCUUAAGAAGAUGAUGGCCUCAUUGAGCCCUCCCAGCGCACCGAAGCACCUGCCCGUGCCGCUCCCCGAGCUCUCGGUGGACUCCCCGCCGGGUCAGAGUUGGUCCUCAUCGGGAAGCUCAAGCUGCAGCUCCCCAUCUCCGACCACGCCCUCGCCACGCUCGAGCCCUAUCGCAUACCGCGCGCCAUCGAAGCUCUCUGGGAAGAGGUCGGGGACGCCACAGGACGCCUACGCCGACAUCUCGCGCUACUCGUCACCGGACCCCGCGUUAGAGAAGAAGUCCCGCUCGCGUCGGACGUCCUCGCCUUCGGUGGACAUCGUGAAGCCCACCCCGCGCCGUGCGUACGUCCCCAUAACACCGUCGACGACGGUCAUGAACGCUGUCCUGCCCCCGACGCCGGACAUGCUCAAGCCCCCGAUCAAGGGCAUCCUGAAGCCUCCACGUCCCGCCACCGCCGCCCCAUCCGAGGCCUCCAGCUGGACGCCACCACCGAUUCACUCGCCUCGAUCAGCAUCGUCCGCGUCUAAUCGUCCUACCCAGGACGUGCCGCUCUCCCUACAUUGGCAGCUGCUGCCACCAGUUGAGCGGCCAUGGAACCCAGCUAAUCGAUACCCCCGCCAACGGCUUUACUUCGACAUCACGAAGCCGCCAUCCACUAUCAAGAUUCGCGACUACUCGGAGAUGCCGCCCAAAGUUACGAGGGGGAGCAAGAUCAAGGACGCGCUGGCUAAGCCAGCCAGCAACGGCAACCUGUCGAGUAUGACCAUCAAGUACGACAAGAUACCAGGCGCGGUGAUCCAUAUCGCCGCGAAAGACGGGUCGACCGUGCGAUGUGGCGAGGUCUUCGACGCGAUCUAUGAGUUCUUCGACAGGGUCUUGACGCCGGACGAGCGGUCGGACUUGAUCCCCACGGUAGCGCAGCUGAAACGCGUCGAGACGGCAUUCGUGCGCAGAUGCCAGGACAGCCAUCGCGCGGUGCCAUUGGCGGAGCAGUAUGAGGGGAUCCGCUUCGUCGAUCUGCUCGAGGGGAACACUGUGUUCCACGGGUUGAUGCGGCCACUCAACGAGAGGCGCAGCCCCGAGAAGUACUGGGUCAUCGAGUUCGGCCCUUGCGAGACGCACUGAAAUUAUGAUUGUACUCUCUGUAUUAUACCAUCAUAUGGCCAAGCUAAUCGUAUUGCUCGACAUUGCUCGACCGCCACAACACCUCCACCACUCGUUCAUGGUUGCAGCCCUCUCCCGGUCUCCCUUAACGUAUGAUAACCCCCGCUCAGGCUCGGGUGUCAUGCCCAUGUGACACACGCCUUCCCCACACAUCAUUCACUCAUGGAUCUCCCUCAUCGCCCUCCCUUCAUUCAAUCGCUUCGCUCGGAUAUCCCACAUGCAUCCCACCCCACGUCUUCCGCAUUCGCAAACCAUCAUCAUUCCUGCAUAGCCCGCUUUCCCGCAUCUCGCGCACAUCCCCC